Messenger RNA from Planococcus citri (citrus mealybug), 1924 nucleotides. RefSeq lists its product as uncharacterized. The transcript is spliced from 5 exons. NCBI's taxonomy places the organism in Eukaryota, Metazoa, Arthropoda, Insecta, Hemiptera, Pseudococcidae. The record is from RefSeq and is a predicted model, not a curated record. Bases 239 to 1471 code for a protein of 410 amino acids.
AGCUAUUAUUGCUGUAAAAUUUCAUACACACGUCGCUACACCUUACAUUGUGAUCGUCUGUUCAUUAGUCAACUGUUUCGUGAAAACUGUGAUAGAUAUGCAGUAAAAAUCCAGUUCCCACCAUUCAUUUAAAUACAGAUUUUUUAUUGUGGUAUUUUCUUCGUAAAAUUUUUUACACAUUGAUAAAAGCAUUCAUAUAGCUAUUCUGGGUUUAUGAACCAUUAGAGGCUGCUAAGAGAUGAAACUGGUUAUAUUUUUGACUCUGUUGAUGAGCACAAUUUUUGUUGCUCGAACAGCAUCAGUUUCAAGUUCAGAUGAAGAAAGCAACACCAUUGGAGGCUUACAAAAUGAAGAAAGUAACGUUGAAAAUAAAAUCGAAAGCAGUGGUAAUGAACAAUUAUUCACUACAAGUCUAAAUGCUCACUCAGAAAUUGAAAACACUGCAGAAUUUAAAUUCACUGAAACUGUCUCCUUGGAUGAUCUAUGGAGUGAAAAUUUUGAGACGGAGUAUAUCUCAUUGGAGAUCAGACAUGCACAGCAGCAGAUUCCUAGACAAGUUUUGGAAAUUUUAAGACGUCCUUCCAAGAUAGCCGAAGGUAUCAGAAGUGAAUCACAAUCUGCUUCAACUACUGACCAGUAUGAAAAAUUUCGUAUCAAAGUUCAACCAUCUGAAAAAAUUACUCUUCUGGACAGCAAUGACCUCGAAAACAGUAAUGAUACCUCACUGCAAUCUGCAGCAUCCACUUCAAACCAGUCACCUACAGAAUUUUCCAACGAUAUUGGUCAAAAGGAAGGAUUAACCGAAUGGUCGAUAUACAGAGAAUAUAGAACAACUAUGCAACCCUCAAAACAUGAAAUUCACAGCAGAAAAGACCCUUAUUUGGUAGCAGUCUUUGAUGAAAUUACCCAACAAAUCGAUUUUGAGUCUAACGAAUUAACCGAUGUAAUUGAGAAUAAUGAAUUCAAACCUCAAGCAGAAAUCAUCACUUCACCACAUCUACAUCAUCAAAGCACACCACUUCAAACAAUUGACUAUACACUUCCAAGUGUUAUUAAUAAAGAUCUCAUCGAUGAUCUUCAAGCCCCUGUCGACCAAACUUGGAAAGGGGCUGAUUAUCAAGUACGUUUCAAACGCAAUUCUCCAGAUGGCGAUGUUGAAUUGUGGUGGAAAAAGGGCGAAGAUGAUAUUUAUUUACAUGCAUUUCCCAAUGGAGCUAUUGACCAGAACUGGGGGUUUGGAACAGUACACUUGGGGUUGUUUCGGGAUGAAGAUGGCAAUCUGUUACAAGUCUGGGAUUUUGGUAAUACUAAAUUGGAGUAUAUCAAGGAUAUAAAAUCACCCCCGCCUCGUAGAGUUUGGGAAUUCGGCAAUAGAGACGAGGCUUCAUAUUGGAAAUAUCGCCAUUUGAUCAAAUUAUGGUGCAAUGCUAAUGAUUUUUUCGUUGGCGAAAAAUCUUGCAUCAUUUAUUAAUUUUAUAUAGACUCUGGGAGAGGAGCCCCCUACCAUCAUUGAAAAUUAUAAAUCUUCAUUUUCAAGAUUUUUGGAAUGUAUGGGGAAGCUAAAAAUUAAAGAGUGGGUGAGAGGAAGUGAAAAAUGGAAUGGAAUAGGUACCUUAAAGAUUACUUGUUUUCAUUUUUUUUCAUCAUUGUAUUUAUUAGCUAUAUAAUUUUGUGUAGUUUGGGUGUGCCUAUGCUGCACUACUAUUUUAAGACUCAGCACAAAAAAUGAAAACUUAAACAAAAAUAUGUUUUCCAAUUAUUCUUUAUAUUAAUUUACGUAAGUACCAAUUUUGAUAAGAUUAUAUAUGUAGGUAAAUGGGCAAGUACCUAAUUUACAUUUUCUAUGAUCUUUAUUUCUGUUCCUAUAAUCUUACAUUUUGAAAAGUAAAUUAGAAAUAGGUUAAGUAAACGCUUUGAAACAUUU